This is a messenger RNA of Lolium perenne, 1576 nucleotides long. RefSeq lists its product as uncharacterized. The record is from RefSeq and is a predicted model, not a curated record. NCBI's taxonomy places the organism in Eukaryota, Viridiplantae, Streptophyta, Magnoliopsida, Poales, Poaceae.
AAACAGGAAAGCGAGGAGCAGUUGACGUCCUUCAAGAAAAAUUGUCUCCCGUGCCCAUCGGUAGUGAAACCCUAGAAUCGAAUCGAAUUCGGGGCGAGGGGGCGGCGGCGGAGGCGAAAAGGAAAUCUAGGAGGAGGCGAAGGAAGAAGAGGCAAUCAUGUCCCUCCGGCGGUCCGUCGGUUUCAUCCUCACACGGAUGUUCUCGCCAAGCGCGACCCCAAGGACGGCUCCUGCACGCUCUCUCCACUCCUUGAGGGAUCUCCCCAUCGCCGAUGGCCUUCCUGGUGCUGCUGGCGUGGCCGUGGCUGCGUUGGCUGGUGGUGGAACGUUGGCAGUUCAGUAUUUCAGGAAAGGCCCAGAUGAUGAUGAGUCAGCUGCUCGCAAGAAGGAGGAGGACAUGUAUGCGAGGUUCCAGGAUUGGGCGAAGAAGAAUAACAAGACAUACAGAGACGAAGGGGAGAAGGCUGCGCGGUUCCAAGUGUUCAAGCAGACCGUUGAGUGGAUCGAAUCGCAGCCCCCAUCUGCCCAGGUGGGGUUGCUUCCAAGGAUAAGCUACUUCGCGGACUUCACAGUUAAGGAGCGCGAAAGGAUGACGCUCGGUCAUCACGUAGAGAACAGCAAAGAGUUCCAAGAGGACAUGAAGGAAUUCUGGGCCAAACAAGAGAAAGGAGAGUUAUUGUCACGGAGGAAGCCAGCCAUGAAGCAGGGCGACAUGAGGCCAAAAGUCUCUGCCUAGAAUGGUGUCUCGUUGGUGCAAGUCAAGUGGUGAUGGUGUAGUCAAAAUUAAAUAACUCGGGCACCCCUUUAAGCUUGGUGAUGUGUUAAUCAGAACAGGGUGUGGCUGGUGUAGUUAAAAUUAAGUAGCUUGGACUUUACGUCGGGGCGGCGGCUCCGGAUGUUGGUGUGGCGGCCGUGGUCUGCGGGCGGUUUUGUCGGGCAGCUUGGGCUGCGGACUGCCGGGUCGCGUGGCGUCGCAGCUCGAUCGCGAGCGGUGGUACGUCGGGAUGGUGGUCCCGGAAGGUAGUGUUGGUGGUCUGCGCUGGGCGUGCGGAGCGGCUGGAUGUCGGGGCGGCGGCCCCGAAAGUUUGGCAGUGUUGUGGGCAUCGAUCUUGUGUCGUGUGGGCGAGAAGGUCGCUUUGGCGGCAGUUCUCCUAGAGGUUUGGCUUCUUCACCUUGCUGGAGCGUCCUAUGCCUGCUCCUCCCAUAGCAGUCAUGUCGUCUUCUCUCCGACACGGGUGGGAGGCUAGCUGGUCUCGGCGUGUGCGUCGUCCGUUGUAUCUUCGAUGUGUUGGGCCCUUGUGUGCCAGGGGUUGGCUGGGUUUAACCCAAGUUGUAUCGGUUUUCGUCCGGUUUUCCGUUAAUUAACUAGACAUCUUUCUUCUUAAUUAAUGGAUAGGCAAAGCUUUUGCCUCGUUUCAAAAAAAAAGUUUGCUAUUAUAUUAAUCUGAACCAUGUGUGGAUGGUGUAGUUAAAAUUAUGUAGCUUGGGUAAGUUUGUUGCUAUGUUAAUCUGAACCAUGUAUGACUAAUAUUGUGUGCCCGUUAUGUCACUGCGAUUGUUGGUUCCAGUAUUUUUA